Molecule: messenger RNA, 544 nt
Organism: Cantharellus anzutake
Lineage: Eukaryota; Fungi; Basidiomycota; Agaricomycetes; Cantharellales; Hydnaceae
Exons: 4
Coding region: 116-514 (132 amino acids)
Source: RefSeq, a predicted model, not a curated record
UUUACAUAGCGCGUUGUCGCAGUAAUAUUUGGGUCUCUUUUUAUAACGUACCGGUUGGGUUUCCCCUCCUUUUCUCCUCCGCACUCACGCUCGAGACUAAGUGCUGAAAGUCACAAUGCAAUUGUGGAGUGCCUUCGCCCCAAUUACUCUACUUCCCGUUGUCAUGGCUGGUUUUCUUGUCGGCGAAAUCACUUGCGACCGAACACAACAACCGUUCGGGGCCAUCGUCCCUUCAUCUGCAGACACUUGUCCUAAGGUAUUGGACUACCACAACUACACGGGCGAGAAUAUGAGCUAUGGGACAUUGAUGUCGGUCCAAGGGCUUUGCGGGGUUGACGUUGGAGUAAAUACUGUCUCCAACUUUUGGACUGCCUCCAAUGGUGCCAUUGGACAUUGUGACCCUGUUGAAUCCUCAAACGAGACAUGCAUCAAGGGGGAUCGCGAGAAAUGCACAUGGAGCAUUCUGAAUAAUUGCGAUACUAUACACGUCUGUCCUCCAGGGUGGGGCCAGUAGCGAUCCAUGUAGAUACAUCACAAUUUAGCG